This is a messenger RNA of Sebastes umbrosus (honeycomb rockfish), 2426 nucleotides long. RefSeq names its product X-ray repair complementing defective repair in Chinese hamster cells 6 (gene xrcc6). The record is from RefSeq and is a predicted model, not a curated record. Gene Ontology annotation, cellular component: nucleus; Ku70:Ku80 complex. Gene Ontology annotation, biological process: cellular response to X-ray; double-strand break repair via nonhomologous end joining; cellular response to gamma radiation. The transcript has 13 exons. The coding region runs from base 10 to 1908 and encodes 632 amino acids. Lineage: Eukaryota; Metazoa; Chordata; Actinopteri; Perciformes; Sebastidae. Gene Ontology annotation, molecular function: double-stranded DNA binding; damaged DNA binding; DNA helicase activity.
UGAACGCGCAUGCCAUUGAAACAAGCCUGGACUUGUGGACAGACAGAAGCAGAGCACGGACCUGAAGCAGCACAGAUGGCAGAGUGGAACGCCUUUUACCGGAAUGAAGAUGAUGAGGAAGAGCAAGAGGAAGGAGAGCAAUCUGGGGGAGAUUACAAGAGCACAGGGAGAGACAGUUUGGUCUUCUUGGUUGAUGCCUCCAAGGAAAUGUUCAUAAAAGGAGAAGAUGGACAGCCAUCCAACUUUGACAUGACCAUGCAGGUUGUGCGCAGCGUGUACACCAGCAAGAUCAUCAGCAGUCACAGGGACCUGAUGGCGUUGGUUUUCUUCGGCACCGAGCAGAGCAAAAAUCAAACAAACUCAUUCAAGCACGUCUACGUGUACCACGACCUCGACGAACCCGGUGCAAAGCGAGUGCAGGACGUGGACGCUCUGAAGGGGGAAAAAGGCGCCCAGCAAGCGGCGGAGAUCAUGGGCAGCGGGGAGACGUCGUUAGGCGACGCCCUGUGGUGCUGCGCCAACCUUUACAGCGACAUCAAGCUACGCCUCUCGCACAAGCGGCUCAUGAUCUUCACCUGCAGGGACGAACCACACGAGGGGGACAGUGUGAAGGACCGACAGGCUCGCACCAAGGCCGGGGACCUCAAAGAGACCGGUGUCAUCAUUGAUUUAAUGCAUCUGUUGAAACCGGGCGGCUUCAAUGUGGCGCCCUUUUUUCGUGACAUUGUAAGUCCACCCGAGGAUGAGAGCGAGCUGGGGCUUCAGCUGGAGCCUUGUUACAAACUGGAGGACCUCCAGAAGAGGGUGCGCGCCAAGGAGCAGAAGAAGAGAGCCAUGGCCCGGAUAAACCUGUGUCUUGGCGAGGGCAUAAAUGUCGCUGUGGGGAUUUAUGCAACAGCUGUGACAGCUCGGAAACCAGCUCCCAUCAGACUUUACAGGGAAACCAACGAGCCGGUCCGCAGCAAAACCCGAAUCUUCCACACCCAGACCGGCAGCCUGCUGCUGCCCAGUGAGAUAAAGAAAUCCCAGACGUACGGUAAGAAGCAGAUAGUGAUGGAGAGGGACGAGGUGGACGCCAUCAAGAAGUUUGAAGAUCCUGGAAUGUCUCUGAUCGGAUUCAAACCGAUGGAGAAGCUCAAACGUCACCACCACAUCCGACCCGCCGUCUUCCUCUAUCCUGAGGAGGAAGAGGUGAAAGGCAGCGCAUGUCUGUUCUCUGCCUUGUUGACGAAGUGCAGCGAGAGGAACGUGUUCGCUCUGUGCCGCUGCGUCUCUCGCCGAAACUGCCCGCCUCGAUUUGCCGCCCUGGUGCCUCAGAAAGAGGAGAUCGAUGAGGGGAAAGUACAGAUUACACCACCAGGGUUCAACGUCAUCUAUCUGCCGUACGCUGACGAUAUUCGGACUCUGGAUAUUCCCCGGUGCCCGUCGGCCUCACAAACACAGGUGGACAAGAUGAAGGAGAUCGUCUCCAAGCUCCGCUUCAAAUACAGGAGUGAUGCUUUUGAGAAUCCUGUCAUCCAGCAGCAGUACAGGAACCUGGAGGCCUUGGCUCUGGACAUGGUGGCUCCAGAGGACAUAGAGGACCUCAUCAUGCCAAAGGUGGAUCAGAUGGACCGCCGUCUGGGUCCUUUGGUUCAGGAGUUUAAAGAUCUGGUUUACCCGGACGACUACAACCCCGACAGCAAACCAGCUGCCAAACGCAAAACAGCUGAUGCCGCAGGCGGCGCUGAGAAGAAGCCUAAAGUGGAGGUGACAGAAGACGAGCUGCGGGAACACGUGCAGAACGGCACCCUGGCAAAGCUGACCGUGCCCGUGUUGAAGGAGGCCUGCAAGCAGUUCGGGGUUCGGACCACCGGGACCAAGAAGCAGGAGCUGAUAGAUGCUCUGAUCGCCAAGCUGGGCCCAUGAGGAGUUAAAUAUACAACUCACAGUGCCUUCAUGAGCAGACAAGGCUUGUUCAGAUCAGGGUUACACUUGAUUCCAGAUGUAGAAAUGUCUUCAGCCACUUUGUAAUGACCAAAUUCUAGUAAAUUCUGUGUUCUACUUUAAAGGUAGGUAACACGUUUUAAAUCUACUGCUUGGCCUGUGAAAUUUGGGAUGUACCGGGACACUGUGUUUAGGGUUCAACCAAAAACACUCCUUGUUAUGUUUGAUGAAAUAAAACCUGCUUCACCUUUUUUUGCAAGGCAGCAUGUUUUGGUGCAGCUCAGUGCUAAUGUUUGCAUUAGGUGUGUCAGUUCCACAUUUCAUGAAUAAUGUUUGAUUGUAAAAAAAACAAGCCAUUUUCUUGUGAUUGAGAACUCUCAAACUGUUGUGUUACAACAUUAUGACAAAAAUCUUGCACUCAUAGUCUCAUACAGUCAUAAAAAUACUGUAACUAGUGAUCACAUUUUGCAUUUUCUUGAAUAAAACAAAAAAGUUUCACA